This is a messenger RNA of Mesoplodon densirostris (Blainville's beaked whale), 636 nucleotides long. RefSeq names its product kallikrein-12-like. Lineage: Eukaryota; Metazoa; Chordata; Mammalia; Artiodactyla; Ziphiidae. The coding region runs from base 1 to 636 and encodes 211 amino acids. Gene Ontology annotation, biological process: proteolysis. Gene Ontology annotation, molecular function: serine-type endopeptidase activity. The record is from RefSeq and is a predicted model, not a curated record. The transcript is spliced from 5 exons.
AUGGUGUCCAGCAUCUUUUUUCUCCUGUGUUUUAUUGGACACACACAGAAGAUUUUUAAAGGCACAGAGCGUAUCCCUCACUCUCAGCCUUGGCAGGUGGGGCUGUUUGAAGGUACACAGCUGCGCUGUGGGGGAGUCCUCAUUGACCACAGGUGGAUUCUCACAGCUGCUCACUGCAGCAGCAGAAGGUACUGGUUGAGCCUGGGGGAACACAGCCUCAGCCAGAUGGACUGGACCGAACAGAUCCGGCACGGUGGUCUCUCCGUGACCCACCCUAGCUACCAGGCAGCCCUGCAGAACCAUGACAAUGACCUCCGGCUUCUGCAACUGGGCAUCCCUGUCCUCUUGACCCACAGCAUCCAGCCCCUGCCCCUGCCCGCGACCUGUGCAGUGGCUGGCACCAAGUGCCACACCUCAGGCUGGGGCACCACCAACCACCCAGGGAACCAGUUGUCAGACCGACUCCAAUGCCUUAACCUCUCUAUCGUCUCUAAUGCCACCUGCCGGGCAGCGUUCCCCGGGAGAAUCACGGACAACAUGGUGUGUGCUGGCGGCGUCGCUGGGGAGGAUGCCUGCCAGGGUGACUCUGGGGGUCCCCUAGUAUGCGGAGGAGUCCUUCAGGGUCUGGUGUCCUGA